Dicrocoelium dendriticum is the source of this 5046-nucleotide messenger RNA. NCBI's taxonomy places the organism in Eukaryota, Metazoa, Platyhelminthes, Trematoda, Plagiorchiida, Dicrocoeliidae. The record is from the annotation of a GenBank genome assembly.
AUGCACUUACCACGCUUCGAGAUUAUUGCCCAACACGAGGUGAAACAACACAAUGUGAAUAAACUGAAAUUCAUAGACGAGCCUAGUUCUUUUGAGCUAUUUCCACUGACGAGGGUGAAUGGUCACUCACCGGCGAAUGAAACGAACACUUUCCCAUUGGAAGCGGUGAAUGAUUGGGUCAUUCAGCAGCAUGGAACUCCUCUGUUGGAGGACACUCAGCCCAAACCAGACGGAGUACUAAUGCGUAUCACCAAACGAAGAAGGGUGAAGCACAACAUGGCGCUGGAUGAAUGGAAGCAAAGUUUGAGCCUCAUUAGCCAGGCUAUGGAAGCUGAUGUGGUCGCAUGCUGUGAGUUAGCAGCCCGAUCGCUCCAAGAAAGCUGGGACAUGAGGGAUCAAACACUUGAAGCAUGUCAAUCUGUGCAGGAUCAAAGCAGCUCCGCGUUCACCGAUAUUCUUUCGUCAAGGGAUUUGCUUGAAUCCGAAAAUUGCAAGUCAAAAGAAAUCAUAGACCGACUGGAAAGUCAACUUUUUGCAAUUGAACAAAAACGUGUCACUGCGAUACGACAACAAUUCAACCGGAUGUCUGAUUACUUAACGAAGCACUCGCAUUUAUCAUCAGCGGAGUUGAAUAAACUGUUCCUAGAGGAAAUCAUGCGCGUCAAUGUUGAACUACUAAGCAACCGUCGCGAAAUUAUAACCCUAGCCUACAAGCUGCGGUUGACGGAGGCGGCAAAGAAUCGUCAUGAUCAGCUCACGUGGAGUGAAGGCUGUGGAAGAUGGCGAAAAAUCAACGUCGAUCACUGUAUAAAGGAAUUGAAAAAUAAGUUGCUAAGUGAUGAGUGUUGCUUCCCUGGCACUGUCCAAACGUUGGUGAAUCAACUGACCGAGAAACACACGGAACUGAGACAAAAAGAGGAGACACUCAUCGCUGAGCUCUGCCAAAGCAUGAUCCCUCCCACGUUCACAUCUGAUGUGAUACAGCAGUGGACUGAGCAGGCUCGUACAAUUUAUCUGCGUUGGGAAGAGCUGAAUGAGCAGUAUCUGCAGCUGAUCUGUCAAGCAUAUGAAUCUCACUCACAGGAAUGCAUAGACAUGGUGAAAGCCCUUCAGGUUAAAUUGGUGGAGAAAAAAUACGCGGACACAAUGGAAGCCGCAGGAAAGACUAUCAAAAGUCAGUUGAUUCCAACCUUAGGAAGAUUACAAAGUCAAUUUGAAGAAAACUUGAAUUAUCUGGACAACUACUUUUCAUGGUCAACAAUCGCAAACAAGCAGGCAAUAGUGGGGACUAUCUAUCGAUUUGCUGAAAGCCUGACAGAAUUUUGGCAAGAGUGUGCUAUUAAGCCUAUGGAUACGAUGCACGACAGCAUGCUGCAACGGUUGGCCGCAGCGAAAUCGCAGUCCGCACAGGAAGCUGAGUUACAAGAUGUCGCACUCAAUGAGGCAAUCGACAGUUUGCGACAAGGUGCCACAGAAGCAGAAGUUGAGGAACGACUAAAAACAGUGGACCAUCUCCUUAGCGAGCUAAAAAGCCAUUAUGAAGAAUCAAGGGACAAACAGAUCGCGAUCGUGGAUGAAUACGCAGCCGCCGUUCCCAAGCUACUGGAAGAAUACGAGACUUCUUGUGAGCGAUUCUUCGGAGUUCAUGAGAUUACUGCCCGAUACACAGAACCCUCUAAAAACAUGGAGCGAAACAAAGCUGAGACAUCGGGUCAAUUCGAAGUCAUCAGAGUUCCUCAAAACAAGCGACCUCUAAGUGGCCGAGGCUGGACUCAAACAGUCGCACAUAGCUCCAGGACCCCAAGACUGAAGAAAAAAGAACCAUCUACCCACCGAUAUUUUCGAACCAAACCAAGAUCCGAUGCUCUGGAAGAUAUAUCGAUUGCGGCUGGAACGACGGGCUUGCAUAUAACGAAGAAGCCAAAAGCAAAUCAAACUUAUUGGGCCACACUGAAAUCUAAAUUCAAUUUUUCCGGGGUCUUGGGGGAUGAACUUCCGACUGUGGUGGCUGAAGCUCCACGUGUAACGGCGGUAUCGAAAAGCGCAAGAGGCCAAAUGGAUACUGCUCGAGAGGGCACCGAUCAUCAGUUUCGUGUGGAUCAAUUUAUACUGAAUGCGUUCAAACCUCCAGCGCGUGCUGAAUUUGCCGCAUUGAUCCACCGUAUUAAACGCGAAGCCAGAAAGAAUUUUUUAACGCACAUGGGGGAAUGGUAUUGGACGGUGUUGGAUCAGACGAACGAGGAGACAGUGCUUCGUCGAGAGGAAGCCAACGCCGAGUUUGAUUUACACAUUCGAUUGAAUGAGACACAGGCCCACCGAGCUCGAGAGGAUAUCGCUAACGUAAGAUUGACGGAAAUUGUUCAACACCGAACCCGUAUCAAGCGGCAUGAGGAAGCGGCCAAAUUGCUUCUUGCUGACCUACAAGCCAACGCCAUGCUUGAGCUGAACAAGCUUCUGGAUACUUUACAAUCAAAGACGAUUGAAAUGAUUGAUAAGGACCUACGACCUAGAAUGGGAAAUGCAACGAAAUCAGUUCAAUUAACCGCACUCAAGUGCAAAUUCGAGGAUAUCGUGAAAGAACACAUGAAAAAGGUUUGUGACAGUUUAUUGGAAGCCCGACAACGUCUUGAAGACCGCAUUAAAGUUAUACGCAACUCGAACUUCAUGCUAGUUGAAAACCUCAGACUAUUUUCUGAUGGCGGAAAUUUUGCACCGGAAGAGGCAGAAUAUUACAAGACGCGCAUACAAGAGCUUGGAACACAGAUUUCUUCCACGGAGGAAGAAAUUGCUGGCAAAAUGGAAGCCAUGGAGAAGGAAAGACGAACAUUCAUCAACGCACGUGUGAAGGCAUUCGAACGUGAGCUAGCUCCAAACAUGACGGACGUCAUUUAUGCAGAAAACGUUGCACGCUGUGCGACCAAUGCAGCAGUACGUAUCAAAGGAAACAUUGCGGACAGUGAAAGUCAAAGAAAGAUGAUUGACAGUUAUUUGCACCAGCUUGAAGAGAUUAUUACGCGGUUGGAAUAUUGCAGUGACUCAAAGUCAUCUGCCAUUCAAUGCGAAUUGGACCAUGUAAUCAUGGUUAUGAAAAACGCUCAAGGGAAGCCGAAUCAAGCAAGAGACAACAACACACAGCGGACUGAAUUUGACACAAUGACCCAGCGACAAGUGUGUGAAGAAGCCUUGGGUUUAUUCGAACAACUCUGCCACAGUGCGACCCACAGAUGUACCUUUCUUACUUGCCUCAGGAUGGAAACAGGUGAACGGGAGGGCGGUUUGCCGAAACAAAGUACCGAGACAGUUCGAAAAGAAGUAGGCAACAUGAAGACUGUAAUGCUGAAAAAGAAACCGGAUAUUUCGCCACCCCGGAAUCAACUAGCCAAAGUAGAGGAAAAGCGCCGCCCACAACACUUAUCUCAAGUCGAACGACCCAGUAUGUCUCCUGCUGCGGAUUUGAAGACAACUGAGCAACUCCCUUUGGAGGACUUUAUCAGUCGCCCGGGGCGUAAUGUUGCGGAGGAUCCGUGUAUUCGUGUGGUGCAAACCAUCAUGGCUGAACAGGCAAGGCAUAUGGGUUCGUUUGGGAUUAGAAAUUUGGAGCAAGAAAGGUCCGAUGGACGCGGGGAAAUACCCGAUAAAUCAACGGACCUCCGGAAAUACGGUAAAGGUUGGACUCCAUCCGAAACGCUUCCUCCAGCUAAGAGCAAUGAUAGUCGUGUCAUCCCAAAAGAAAUGACGCUCGAAGACAGUAAAGCAUCCAAAAACAAGAAGACGCGUGUACGUGAUCAGAAAAGAAGUCGGAUAUCGGUCACAAUGAGAACCACCCCGAAAUCAGGUAAAAGCGACGGCGACUUUGGUGGAAUCGAAGAACUCGAAUGUGAUGACGAUGAAUAUUGUUUGGAAGAAGUUACCCUGAUUGGGCGAACAAAACGCAUUUGCCGAGAAAACUUACAAGCCAUGUUACAUCUGUCUGAGCUAUACUACCGUCAAAAGGGUGCACGUCAACCAACUCGGCCGUCUCUCAUACCGAACACCUUCGAUGAAGCCAAGAACACACUAGUGAACACACUACGUCAGAAGUACGAUGGGGUGGAGGUGCUUCGUGUAUCCACCGUGAAAGAGUUCGCCAGACAACUCACAAGAUUGGAGGAACUAGCAAGUCGUCUUCCACCUGUGCUAUUUGCCUACAUUACGAACGAAAUGAAGUCGAGAACACUCGACCAGCUUUUGGCUUGCGAAGAGGAGCACGGUGUGGAAAUAGAACGGCUAACGCAACUCCGGCUCGUUCACGCCAAGCUUCUGCGUCCGGAUCUUGGCUCACCGUCGAACAGAGAUCAACUCAUGCAGUUGGAGCAGGAAGAAAACGAAAGACAAUCGAAGUUAGGAAAACUGCUUGGCGAGUUGUACGAAGCAAGGCAAAACAUUUUGGAUCGAAUUGGAAGUCAGUGCUGUGCAAACCUAUCGACAAAUGCCGAGAUGUUAUUCUUGCGAUUCGACAGACUAGUCUGUGUGGAUGACAUCGAAUGGAUUGUCGAAGAAGAAUCGACCGGCAAGUUAUCUGAUUUAAAGGCUACGAAAUCUCCUCCAUCCAACGAACAAAAAGCGGGAACAGUUGAAAAACAAACAGAAAUCGAGUCAGCGCAGAGAACGCAGUCGGACAGAGGCAAACACACAUGGUACGAAUUAAAGCUGACCGAAACGAAUCCUGAGAAAAAUGAGCCGGAGAAAAUUAAGAGUCGAAGCAUGAAGAAGACAAAACAGGCGAAGACGGUGAGAGUACAAGCAACGUCCAGUAAAGGUGAGGAAGAGGUGCCAGAUAGCCCGAAAGACUCACCAUUGGUCGGAUGUCGGCUAAUCACGGCGAAAACGACAGCGGCACACCUGGCGGUGCUGGCAUCAAGAGAUCGGUCAGUCAAGGAUUUCAUGGAAUUCAUGAGUCAACUCUACACCCUGACCAAUAAAAGCUAUCAAGACGGGGUGCGUAACAAUGAAAGGUGGAAAACGGAAUGGACAGAAAGUGUACGGGCGCUGCAGAAACUUUUCUAA